Molecule: messenger RNA, 2670 nt
Organism: Phialemonium atrogriseum
Lineage: Eukaryota; Fungi; Ascomycota; Sordariomycetes; Cephalothecales; Cephalothecaceae
Product: P-loop containing nucleoside triphosphate hydrolase protein
Exons: 1
Coding region: 58-2670 (870 amino acids)
Cellular component (GO): nucleus
Molecular function (GO): nucleic acid binding; RNA helicase activity; ATP binding
Source: RefSeq, a predicted model, not a curated record
GUCAAGCAAGUCUCAGCUCGCGGCGGUUGUCGUCGCAUACGCUCAAUUUCCAACAAGAUGUAUGCUCGCUACAUCCCCCCUGCAAAGAAGAGGGACCCGCCUCAGGCGGCCACCUUUGAUGAUGCGCCGGAGAGCGUCACACCCGGCGCCGUCUUGCGAAACUCAGCAACGCCAUAUGCACGAUAUAUACCCCCUCCGAAAGGGGAGGCUUCGGGCUCUGCAGUCGUCCGGCCGCGGAAGAUUGUGUUCACGGACGAAGACUUGCCCGAUCCGAAGCAAAACAAACGAAAGCGAGAAGCGGAGGAAGAGAAUUCAGCCCCCGAGAAGAAGGAGAAGAAAUCUAAAAAGUCGAAAACAGCUACUACAGAGUCAAAUGAGCUUGGUGACUCGAAGAAGAGCAAGAAAUCCAAGAAUUUGAGAGACAGCGAGGACGCCGAGGAAGCCCCGAAGAAAAAGUCCAAGGAUAAGAAAGCCAAGAAGCAAAAGAAGCAGGAUCCAGAUGCGGAUGCUGAGGCCGACGAGGACAGCAAGCCCCUAGAUGGACAAAUCUCAGCCACAGCUGAGGCGGAUUCCGGAUCGAAACAUCAGACACUCGGUGCUGACGGCGACUCGAAAGAGGUGAAAAAGACCAAGGAGAAAAAGAAGAAGAAGGCGAAAGAGCGGACAUCAGAGCAAGAGCAGGACCAGAACGAGGGCCAUGAUUCCCUUGACAAAACCCAAAAGAAGCACAAGGCUAUACUCGAUAGGAAAGAAAAAUCUCUCAAAAGGGAACCGGUGGCUAAGAGCAAUGUCGACUCCACGGACCCCGAUCCAGUCGCAGUAGACGGGUUGAAAGAUGGAAUUACGGAGCCCGAGGUCCACGGACUCGAGCCGCUCCCUCAGCCAGAGCCGGUAAAACUUGACGAUCUGAAGCCUCCUUCCUAUGAGACCCUCCCGCCGUGGCUUGCGGCCCCGAUACGAGUCGCCGCGGGUACAAGAGCCUCGUUCACCGACCUUGGUAUCAGCCCCGAAGCCUCCAAAGUCCUGGAGUCGAAGGGGUACAAAGAAGCCUUUGCGGUGCAGACCGCUGCAAUUCCCCUGCUGCUACCAUCUCCAGAUCGGCAGGGAGACCUUGUCAUUUCGGCAGCGACCGGCUCCGGAAAGACGCUGGCUUACGUGCUGCCAAUGGUCCGCGACAUCAGCCAGGGGAUGGUCACCAAACUUCGGGGCCUGAUCGUGGUACCGACACGGGAGCUGGUCCGCCAGGCGCAAGAAGCCUGCGAAGUGUCUGCCGGUGCUUUUGCCGGCGCAGGUCGGAAGCGUGUCAAGAUUGGCAUUUCGAUGGGCAGCCAGGCAUUACGGCAGGAGCAGUCUGCUCUUAUGAAGGAGGAGCAGGUAUACGAUCCCAGUGGGUAUGAGAAGUGGACGUCAGACAAUAAGGACCUCGACUUGGACGGUUCGGACGACAUGCUUCCAGUGCUGGAUGCUUCAAAGCCGCUUCCAGGCCAUGUCAUCCGGCAUGUCUCGAAGGUCGACAUUCUGAUUUGCACUCCGGGAAGACUGGUUGAGCAUAUCAACCAGACUCCCGGUUUCAGCCUCGACUACGUACGGUGGCUCAUUGUUGACGAGGCAGAUAAGCUGCUCGCCCAGAGCUUCCAGCAGUGGCUUGAUGUUAUGAUGGAGAAGCUGUCCAGCGACAAGAAGGGGGCACGGGACUUCCCCGGAUCCAACAAGUCGGGCAUUCGCAAGGUCAUCCUCAGUGCUACGAUGACUCGCGACCUCAGCCUCCUAAAUAGCUUGAAGCUUCAACGGCCCAAGUUGAUUGUUCUAGAAGGCCGGGGAGCGGACGAAGACCAGGCUCUCGCUGUCGAGGGCGAGCACGUCUUGCCGGACCUGCUCAAGGAGUAUGUCAUCAAAGUCCGGAACCCCAAGUUCAAGCCCCUCUACCUGGUGGAUCUCCUCAACAGCAAGCACAUGGUUCCCCUUGAUGCCGAGACAGAGGCACAAGACCCGUUGCCAGAAGACAAGGAAGCAGACCAUUCCUCCGCCUCAGGCUCUUCCGACUCGGAAUCCGACUCCGACUCCGACUCCGACGCCAGCUCCACCUCCUCCCCAGCCUCCCCAACGGCCCCCUUCCCCACCACAGCCCUAAUCUUCACCAAAUCCAACGAAACCGCCCUCCGCCUCUCCCGCCUCCUCGCGAUCCUCUCCCCGCAACUCACCGCCCACCUCGGCACCCUGACCUCGACGACGCGGACGUCGGAGCGGCGGCGCACGCUCCGCGCCUUCGCGUCCGGGGCCGUGCGCAUCCUCGUCGCCUCGGACCUCGUCGCGCGCGGCGUCGACUUGCCCGGGCUGGCGCACGUUGUCAACUACGACGUCCCCGCGGGGGGAGCAGGCGCGUACGUGCACCGCGUGGGCCGGACGGCUAGGGCGGGACGGGGCGGGUGCGCGUGGACGCUGGUUACUAUGGCUGAGGCGGGGUGGUUCUUUAGGGAGGUUUGUGGGGAGGGGAGGGGGAAGGGGGAUGAGGUCGGGAAGAGUGUCGUGAGGAGGUCUGGGAAGGUGGAGAGGGUGAGGGUUAUUGGGGAUGGGGAGGCAGGUUGGUUUAGCGAUGAGAGGGUGCAGGUUUAUGAGGAUGCAUUGGAGCAGUUGGGGAAGGAAGCUGGGGAGGGGAGGAAGGGGAAGUAG